CACGCAUGCUGUGUCAUGGUCGCCAUGUUGGAUUGAUUGAAGAAAAAGAAGUGAAAAAAGCCGGUAAAAUUUUCCAUUUUCCUUUGCUUUACGAUCCCGUCUUAGACGCUGUAGUGAUCUUAAUUGCCAAAUGCAAAGAUAUUCAACAUGACAAARGAUGUAGAAAUGAAAGAAUCGUCUACGGCGAAGAAUAAAGACGAGUCGAAAGAAGAACCAAAAGAAGAAGUGUCAAAAGAUGAACAAGAAAAACUAAUUCUCGAAGACAUAAAGGAGCAUGUAAAAUGUAUUGAAAAGGCWGUUGCAACUAAAGAACCAAGGUUUACUUUACGAACACUGAGAGGCAUCCCAGGAACUAGAAGAAAACUAAGCCAUCCUUUACUUAGAAAGCUUAUUUGUGGGUAUAUGCCUUUAGCUUCACCCAAUAAAGAUGCUCUACUGGCAUAUCUGGAUGAGCCAAUGGAUACAGAGGAUAGUGGUGCACCGCUGACAAACUGGUGUCCAAAUCAACAUUUCCCUCCUUAGCUUCAACUAAUGCCUGGGCAAGAUAUCUYUACUACACAGGUAUUAUCAAGGCUAUUCAGUUAGACUACUCUGAGGCCCAUAAGAACCUUCUCCAGGCCAUCCGUAAGGCACCACAAAACAGUGCUUAUGGAUUCAAGCAGACAGCCCAUAAAUUUGCAAUUGUUGUUGAACUGUUGCUUGGGGAGAUUCCAGACAGGUCAAUCUUUAGGCAGCCCUUCCUAAGAAAGACCCUCGUGCCAUACUUCCAAUUAACAAACGCUGUUCUAACUGGUGAUCUGAAGCAUUUCAACCAAGUUGUAGAGAAGUUCAAGGACAAGUUCUUAGCUGAGAAAACCUACACUCUAAUCAUCAGGUUACGUCAUAAUGUGAUCAAAGCAGGUGUCAGAAUGAUCAAUCUGUCCUAUUCUCGUAUAUCUCUUGUGGAUAUUGCACACAAGCUACAGUUAGACAGCCCUGAGGAUGCAGAAUUCAUCGUUGCCAAGGCUAUUAGAGAUGGAGUUAUAGAAGCAACCAUCAACCAUGAAAAUGGGACAUUGCAAUCUAAGGAACUUAUUGACAUUUAUUCUUCAAAUGAGCCUCAAAGUGCUUUCCACCARAGAAUCAGCUUCUGUUUGGAAAUUUAUAACCAGUCUGUUAAGGCCAUGAGAUUUCCUCCCAAGUCUUACAACAAAAAUUUGGAGUCUUUUGAGGAACAAAGAGAAAGAGAAAAGCAAGAUAUGGAGCUUGCUAAGGAAAUGGCUGAAGAUGAUGAUGAUUUCCCCUGAUAUAUCGUGUGUUACAUGGGCUGUUACAUGUACCUUAACCAGUGUCCAGUGAAAUCUUAUUAUGAAAUAAGGCUUAUUAGAAUGUGAAUAAAUAGGACUAUGACUGCAUCUUUGGUACAUUAAAAAAUGGCAUUUCAAAACUAAA
Molecule: messenger RNA, 1431 nt
Organism: Actinia tenebrosa (Australian red waratah sea anemone)
Lineage: Eukaryota; Metazoa; Cnidaria; Anthozoa; Actiniaria; Actiniidae
Product: 26S proteasome non-ATPase regulatory subunit 3
Biological process (GO): regulation of protein catabolic process; ubiquitin-dependent protein catabolic process
Cellular component (GO): proteasome regulatory particle, lid subcomplex; proteasome complex
Molecular function (GO): enzyme regulator activity
Source: RefSeq, a predicted model, not a curated record